Molecule: messenger RNA, 4104 nt
Organism: Seriola dumerili (greater amberjack)
Lineage: Eukaryota; Metazoa; Chordata; Actinopteri; Carangiformes; Carangidae
Product: multidrug resistance-associated protein 9-like
Exons: 30
Coding region: 1-4104 (1367 amino acids)
Biological process (GO): transmembrane transport
Cellular component (GO): membrane
Molecular function (GO): ABC-type transporter activity; ATP binding; ATP hydrolysis activity
Source: RefSeq, a predicted model, not a curated record
AUGGACAGUAAAACAGCCCCUGCAGCUGAUUGGAGGAGACCUACAGCUCCUCCCACCUAUUCCUCAAGCCUAUCAGAGACAGCGGCAGGGUCAAGGUCAAGUCCUCUGGACCGAGCAGGCUUCCUGUCCUUCAGCACCAUGUCCUGGAUGACUCCUGUGAUGUGGUCCAUGUCCAGGAAACAGCUGGACUUCAGCUCACUCAGUCUGUCUCCUCUGGACGGAGCCCACGUCAAUGGUGACAGGCUUCAGACGCUCUGGGAACAGGAAGUGUGUGCAGUCGGUCUACAGAAAGCGUCUCUGACUCGAGUGUUGCUUCGUUUCCAGGGAGACCGACUUCUUCUGGUCCUCGUCAUCACCGUCCUCUUCAUGUUGGCCCUGUUUGUUGGUUCAGGCGUCCUGGUCCAUGAGAUCCUCAGUUACGUGGUCCACCCAGAGAUGUGGUCAGUGUUCAGGGGCGUGGCUCUGUGUCUGGUUCUGGUCUUUGUGGAGCUCUUCAGAGUCGGCUGCCUCAGUCUGAGCUGGGCCAUGAACCUGAGGACAGGGAUCAGGCUGAAGGCAGGUUUCUGUAUGCUGGGCUUCAACAAGAUCAUCUCUCUGAGGACACACACCGGAGUCUCUUUGGGACAGAUGGUCCAUGUCCUCACCAGUGACAGUUACCGGGUCUUUGAGGCCGUCCUGUUGGGUCCUCUGGUUCUGCCGUUCCCUCUGCUGCUCAUCAUCUGCUCCGUCUACUCCUGCUACAUCCUGGACUACACCGCCCUCAUCGGCUUCUUCAUCUUCCUUAUCUUCAUCCUGCUGCAGUUAGUGUUUGCCAGGCUCAUUAACGUGUACCAGCAGAGAGCUUCAGCCAUCACAGACACUAGAGUCCGAACCAUGAGCGAGGUCCUCACCUGCAUCAAACUCAUCAAGAUGUACGUGUGGGAGGAGUCAUUCGAGAGGAAGAUCACAGAAAUCAGGACAGCAGAGAGAAGGAUUUUGGAAAAGGCUGCCCUCAUCCAGAACUUCAGUGUGACCAUCAGCCCCCUCGUCCCCAUCAUCGCCGCCACCUGCACCUUCAUCGUUCACACCUGGUUGGGUUUGCCUCUCAGCACCAGCACAGCUUUUCCUGUCGUCACCAUUUUCAACUGCAUGAGGUUCAUUCUGUCCAUGUCGCCCACGGCGGUCAAGUUCCUGGCUGAAGCUGCUGUUUCAGUGACUCGUCUCAAGAGGUUACUGCUGAUAGAGAAUCCGGAGUCGUACGUCAUCCAGAAGACAGACCACAGGUCAGAAGCCAUCAUCAUGGACAAGGCCACACUAUCCUGGACUAAACCACUCCACCCCCACAACACAGAGGACAGGGACGACCUGGAUAACAAAAGCAGACACACUGAAGUGAUGCCCACCCUGAGAAGUGUCUCCUUCACCCUCAACAAGGGCAAACUGCUGGGUGUGUGUGGGAAUGUUGGCAGUGGGAAGACGUCGCUGAUCUGCAGUCUGUUAGAACAGAUGCACCUGCAUCAGGGAUCAGUCUCAGUUGACGGAUCAAUCGCCUACACUUCCCAGCAGGCCUGGGUCUUCUAUGGGACUGUCCAGGACAACAUACUGAUGGGGGAACCUUUGGACCGCUCCAGGUACAACAGAGUCCUGAGCAGCUGUAACCUGGAGGCCGACCUCCGCAUCCUGCCUCACAGGGAUCAGACUGUGUUAGGAGAGCAGGGGGUGAGCCUGUCAGGGGGGCAGAAACAAAGGAUCAGUCUGGCCAGAGCUGUCUACUCCAACAAAGACAUCUACCUGCUGGACGACCCGCUAUCAGCUGUGGACGCCCAUGCAGGGAAACACAUCUUUGAGGAGUGCAUAAAGAAAGAUCUGCAGGGGAAGUCCAUCAUACUGGUCACCCACCAGCUGCAGUACAUGGAGUUCUGUGAUGAGGUCCUGGUCCUGAAGGAUGGCUCGGUCCUGGAGACAGGAAGUCACCUGGACCUGAUGAAGGUGGAGGGACACUAUGCUGAGCUCAUCACCAAACACCUGAAGGAGCAAACCACAGGUGUGAUCCAGCUGAAGAGGGGGGUGUGGUUUGUUUCCGUGACGAUCCAGCUGAAGAGGGGGGUGUGGUGUUUAGCUCCGCCUUCUGUUGAUGAUGCAUUCUUCUCUCUGGACCUCACAGCGUUGGACAUGACAGAUGAAAACACAGACGCACCUUCACCUGACUGCAGAGCUGCUGAUCAGCUGAUCGAUCAGGAGGAACAACACACGAGUUUGGUCACAUUGGAGAACGUCCACCAGUACAACAAGGCAGCAGGAGCUGCUGAUCAGCUGAUCGAUCAGGAGAACAACACACGAGGUUUGGUCACAUGGAGAACGUUCCACCAGUACAACAAGGCAGCAGGAGGAUUCUGCGUGAGCUUCUUCAUCCUCCUCAUCUUCAUCGUCCUCAUCACUAAUGCAGCUUUGAGCUACUGGUGGCUCAGCUACUGGCUCUCCCAGGGUCACGGGACUGCCAACGUGACAGCGUCGGAGCAAGGCAACGUCUCAGUGAACGGCGACCUUCUCUUCUACCAGCUGAUGUUCGCUCUGAUCAUCGUCCUCCUGCUGAGCGUCUGCACGCUCAAAUGUCUCUGCUUCAUCAAGAUCACGUCCCACGCCGCCACCACGCUGCACAACUGCCUGCUGAGGAAGAUCCUGGACAGCCCGAUGAGGUUCUUUGAGUGGAAUCCGAUGGGACGCAUCCUCAGCUGUUUCUCCAGGUACCAGGACGAGGUGGAUUCUUUAGUCCCUCACCACCUGAACGCUCUGCUUGUCUUCUGUCUGAUCGCCGUCUGUGCCUGCGUCGUCACCUCCGUCAUCUUCCCCAUCGUGCUGCUGCCGCUGCUCCUCCUCAUCACGCUCUUCGCUCUGCUCCUGAGGAUGUUCCUGAGAAACAUCUGUGAGUUAAAGAAGAUGGAGAACAUCAGUCGUUCUCCCUGCAUCUCUCUGUGCUCCUCCAUCGCUCAGGGCCUCAGCACCAUCCAGGCCUACAACAAGACAUGGCAGUACACACAACUGUUUCAGAGACUCUCUGACAUCAACGCCAACCACUUCCUGCUCUUUAACUACGCCAUGCGUUGGCUGUGUUUCCUAGUCGACUCUCUGUGCGCUGUCAUGGCGCUGCCGGUUGCUCUGCUUGUCAUCUUCAGCUCCAAUGAUAUCCGCAGCCCCCCCAUGAAAGCCCUCGCCCUGUGCUUCAUCGUCCAGCUGACCAGUAAUUGUCAGUAUAUGAUCCAGUCCCUGAUGGAGGUGGAGGCCCGGUUCAUCUCUGUGGAGCGGCUGCUCGAGUACAUCACGGGUUGUGAGUCAGAGGGCUCUGGGCCGGUGGGCCAGGUGGACCAGGUCUCAGAGGACUGGCCUCAGUGUGGAGCCAUCACCUUCCAGGACUAUCAGAUGAGGUACAGCCAAAACUCACCUGUCGUCCUCAACGGGCUGCAGCUCCACGUCAGCGGCGGGGAGAAGCUGGGCAUCGUGGGAAAGACCGGGUCUGGUAAGUCGUCUCUAGCGGCGGCUCUGUUCCGACUGGUGGAACCAGCUGCAGGAAGGAUCCUGAUCGACGGAGUGGACAUCACGUCCAUCAGUCUGUCUGACCUCCGCAGAAAACUGUCAAUCAUCCCCCAGGACCCUGUGCUGUUCACCGGGACUGUCAGGUACAACCUGGACCCGUUCAGUGUCCACAGUGAUGAAGAGGUGUGGGCAGCUCUGGAGAAGACCUACAUGAAGGACACAGUCUCAGGUCUGGAUGGGAAACUUCAGGCCGAGCUGACACAGGACGAAGGGACGUUCUCUGCGGGACAGAGACAGCUGAUGUGUCUGAGCCGAGCUCUGCUCCGAAACUCCAAGAUUGUCCUGUUGGACGAGGCCUCGGCGUCUGUUGAUGCAGAGACGGACUCUCUGAUCCAGAUCACCAUCAGAGACUCCUUCCAGCACUGCACCACACUGACCAUCGCUCACCGCAUCCACACAAUCCUGCAGGUGGACCGGGUCCUGGUCCUCGACCACGGACAGGUCAUAGAGUUCGAUCAUCCAGACGUGUUGAAACAAAGACCAGACUCGCUGUUCUCCUCCCUGCUGACUGCUGCUAACACUGUGAUGUCCUGA